Messenger RNA from Oryctolagus cuniculus (rabbit), 1197 nucleotides. It is a transcript of the gene INO80E, whose product is annotated as INO80 complex subunit E. Gene Ontology annotation, biological process: chromatin remodeling. Lineage: Eukaryota; Metazoa; Chordata; Mammalia; Lagomorpha; Leporidae. The record is from RefSeq and is a predicted model, not a curated record. Gene Ontology annotation, cellular component: Ino80 complex; nucleus.
AGGCGUAUCCCGAUAUUCCCCUGGAGGGCGGUCCGUUUGCGGAGCCCUCCUGGGCGCGGGGCACACCGGGAGUUGUAGUCCUAGCCGAGUGCCCGGAAGUGGAGGCGUGAGAGGCCAGGCUGAGCCGGCUGCGGGUAGCGGGACUCCAGGCGCUGGGGCGCCGCUCGCGAGUGGGUCAUGAACGGGCCGGCGGAUGGCGAAGUGGACUACAAAAAGAAAUACCGGAAUCUGAAGCGGAAGCUCAAGUUCCUCAUCUACGAACACGAGUGCUUCCAGGAGGAGCUGAGAAAGGCACAGAGGAAAUUGCUCAAGGUGUCCCGGGACAAGAGCUUCCUGCUCGAUCGACUGCUGCAGUACGAGAACGUGGACGAGGACUCUUCUGACUCGGAUGCCACGGCUUCUUCCGAUAACAGCGAGACAGAGGGGACGCCCAAGCUGUCAGACACACCAGCCCCCAAGAGGAAGAGAAGCCCUCCGCUGGGCGGGGCCCCCUCCCCUUCCAGCCUCUCCCUGCCUCCUGCAACAGGGUUUCCCCUUCAGGCCUCCGGGGCCCCCUCCCCCUACCUGAGCACGCUGGCUUCCCCGCCCUACCCCCCACUCCCUUCUGACUACCUGGCCCUGCAGCUGCCUGAGCCCAGCCCCCUGAGGCCCAAGCGGGAGAAACGGCCCCGCCUGCCCCGGAAACUCAAGAUGGCGGUGGGCCCCCCAGACUGCUCCGUGGGCGGGCCGCUGGCCUUCCCUGGUCGGGGGGCCGGGGCCGGGGUCGGCGCAGCGCUGACCCCUCUGCCUCCCCCCAAGCUGCCCCCCCACACGAUCCUGAGCACCGUCCCCCGGCAGAUGUUCAGCGACGCGGGCAGCGGGGACGACGCCCUGGACGGGGACGACGACCUGGUGAUCGACAUCCCGGAGUGAGGCGCCCGCCCCCGCGCCAGCACGCGAGCCCCGCUUCCUCAGAGACGUUUAUUGCCGCCCAGUUGCCAUGCGUUGGCCACCACACAACCAGAAGAGGCGUAAACAUGCACGCACGCCCCCGCCCCCGGAAGGCGGCAGGGCCCCGCCCUCACACCCAGCCCCUCGGGGACAGCGAGCGAGCGAGCGGGUGGGGGCCACCCCUUCACGAGGGCAGCUGUCCAGGGCUACGGGUGUGCUCUGGUUUUGUUUUUUAAAGGAAGGUUCUGUAUAAAGGAGUAGCUCUUU